UCCCACCCACGUUCCUAAAACAACAACAAAAAUAAAAAUGGGAUUCUUGCUAUAGUCUUGCUUGCUUGUUUUCUCUCUUAACGAAAACAAAAAAGGCCUAAAACAAUUGUGUUUCUUAAUUUGCAUACUUUCUCCUUCAUUUGAUUCCUUUCUCCGACGAAAACAAUGGCAGAGCUCCUUCUUUCUGCAUUCCUUGAUGUGUUGUUUGACCGAUUGACGUCUCCCGAGUUGCUGAAAUUUGCUCGCCGAGAGGGACUUCGAAAUCAGCUGGGCAAGUGGAGCAAAACCGUGGAAAGAAUUCAAGAGGUGCUUGAUGAUGCAGAGGAGAAGCAACAGACUAAACAGACAGUGAAAGCUUGGCUUGAUGAUCUCAGAGACUUGGCCUACGAUGUGGAAGAUAUACUGGAUGAGUUCGCCACAGAAGCUUUGCAACGCAAGUUGAUGGCUGGUGAAAGUCAAGCUAGCGCUAGUAUGGUACGAAAUCUUGUCCCUGCUUGUUGUACUAGUCUUACUCCUAGUGCUGUUACGAUCAAGUUUAGGCUGGGGUCAAAGAUAGAGAAAAUAAGUACUAGAUUUAAUGAUCUCGUGACACAAAAAGAUCAACUUCAUUUGAAGGAAAAUUCUAGUACAAGACCAACCAAACGAAAAAUACGUCCCUCAACUUCUGUGGUUACCGAAGAUGAAAUAUACGGUAGGGAGGAAGUCAAAGAGGCUGUACUUCAAUUAUUGGUCAGUGAAAAACAUAGUGAUGCUUCGAAUAAAGUACCCAUUGUGAUUCCUAUAGUUGGUAUGGGGGGUAUCGGAAAGACAACCCUCGCCCAGCUUGUUUACAAUGAUAAAAAGGUCGAUAGCUUUUUCGAUUUUAAAGCAUGGGCUUGUGUUUCUGAAGAUUUUGAUGCUGCUACAGUUACAAAAACAAUUUUACAAUCUGUGACUUUAAAAAACUGUGACGGCAAAGAUCUAAAUUCGUUGCAAGUCGAACUGAAGGAGAAAUUAAGUGGGAAGAGGUUUCUAGUCAUUCUUGAUGAUGUUUGGAACGAUAACUACGAGGAUUGGGAUCGGCUACGUGCCCCUUUUGUAGCAGGGGCUCUAGGAAGUAGCAUUAUGGUCACAACUCGUAAUCAGAGAGUAUCAUCAAUGAUGGGAACCAUUAAAGUUGAACCUUUUCAGUUGGAGUUGUUGCCAACUGAUGCUUGUUUGUCAAUAUUUUCCCUACAUGCAUUGGAUGCAAAAGACUUUGGUGCACAUCCAAACCUUAAAGAUAUUGGGGAGGAAAUUGUUAAAAGGUGUAAAGGCUUGCCUUUGGCUGUAAAAACUGUUGGAGGUGUCUUGCGCGGUACCCAAGACCGCAAUGAGUGGGACAAAGUUUUGAAAAGUAAGAUAUGGGAUAUACAAGAGAAGAGCAGCGGAAUUGUUCCAGCUCUUAUGUUAAGUUACCACCAUCUACCUUCACAUUUGAAGAGGUGCUUUGCUUACUGUUCAAUACUACCAAAGGACUAUGAAUUUAAGGAGAAGGAGGUGGUUCUAUUAUGGAUGGCAGAAGGUUUGAUUAAUCCAGGACAAGAUGAAGAGGAAAUGGAAGAUUUGGGUAGAGAGUAUUUUCGCAAUCUGUUGUCAAGGUCAUUUUUCCAAAAGUCACGCGGUAUAUAUGAAUCAAAAUUUGUGAUGCAUGAUCUCAUCAAUGAUUUGGCUCAGUCGGUUGCAGGCGAUACUUGCUUUAGAAUGGAAGAUAGGGUUGGAGGCAAUAAGCAUGAUAAUAUUCCUAUAAAGGCACGCCACUCAUCUUAUUUGGGAAGCCAAUAUGAUGUAACUAAAAGGUUUGAGGUUUUUUCUAAACUCACAAGUUUACGUACAUUCUUACCUCUCAUGCUACCAUAUUCAAGCUUUUUGGCUCAUCGUGUUCCUUUUGAAUUGGUUUCAACAUUACGUUGUUUAAGGGUGUUAUCUUUCAAGAGCUACUGCAUAACGGAGCUACCGGAUUCUAUUGGUGAUUUGAAGCAUCUGCGGUACCUUGACCUUUCCAAAACUCGAAUUAGACUCCUGUCAGAAUCAAUAACUAGUCUCUACAACUUGCAAACAUUGUUGUUGAAGAAGUGUACUAGGCUAAAGAAAUUACCUUCAAAGUUUCGAAACUUGGUCAACCUGCGCCACCUCAACAUUGAACGUGCAGAAAGUUUGGAAGGAAUGCCUAUGCAAAUAGGUAAAUUAACUUGUCUUCAAACACUGUCUAAUCUCGUUCUGGGAAAAGACAAUUGCUCUGGAAUAAAAGAGCUUGGACCUUUGAAGCAUCUUGGAGGGAGACUCUGCAUUUCAAGACUAGAGAACGUGAUAGAAGCUACAGAUGCAAAGGAUGCUGAAUUAAUUAAAAAGACAAAAAUUAGUGCUCUGUCGUUGAAAUGGAGUCGUCACAUUGAUGCGUCGAAAGACACGACAAGUGAACUAGAGGUACUAAAUGGGCUACAGCCUCACGACGCUUUGAAGGAGCUCCGUAUAACUAACUAUGGUGGUACAAAAUUUCCUAAUUGGUUAACACCUCCAUCAUUUCCCAAUAUGGUGUCCUUGAGAUUAGAAAAUUGUUACAAGUGCACAUCAUUACCUCCAUUGGGGAAAUAUUCGCCAUCACUCAAAAAUCUUUGGAUCGAGGACAUGGAGGAGUGUGAGCAGUGGAGUCCUUGUGAAGAAUUUCCAAACCUACGUGAGCUUUGCCUUCGUAAGUGUCCGAAGCUAUUAGGGAAGUUACCAAACAACCUUCCUUUACUAAACGACGUUGAGAUAAUUGAUUGUGCGCAGUUGGUGGUCUCAAUUUCAUGCUUUCCAGAUAAAUGCAAAUUUAAAAUUGACAAUUCCAGUGGGGUGGUGUGUGGAAGCAAGGUUACAUUCAAAUCAAUAAAAUUCGACAGAUCACUUUCACCAAUUUCUGAUAUGGAAGGGCUGGCAGAGUUGGAAGAGUUAACUAUUGCUGACUGUGAGGAGCUGACGAAUUUGUGGUCAGACAACAUGGGAUCACUGCCACAUGAUCUCCCAUUUCUGCGUCGUCUCGAAAUUUAUAAUUGUCCCAAACUAGUCUCUUUGGUGGCGGAAGAAGUUGAUCAAGAGUAUCUCCAACUCAUAAUCGAAUCUAUUUAUAUCUACAAUUGCAAUGCCUUGGAAUCAUUACCCAAGUCAUUGAUGUACAACAACACGUGUCUUCAGGAUAUUAAACUUGUACGCUGUGAUUCGCUAACGCAUUUUGCAAGAAGCCAUCUGCCUCCAACUUUAAAGAAGCUAUAUAUAGAACAGUGCAAGAGUAUGAGGAAUUUGGUGGAGGAUGAUGAUAAUGAUACAAACAACAACAGCACUUUCUGUAGUGGCAUCACAUCUCUUCUUGAGUUCUUGCAAGUUUACUAUUGUCCAUCCCUUGAAUCCUUAACAUCAAGCGGAGAAUUACCUGCAACACUUCAAGAGCUCUAUAUUAUGAAUUGUCCAAAGCUGGAGUCAGUAGCCAAGAGUUUUCAUCAUAACUCGUCUCUUACAGAUAUCACCAUCGCCUAUUGUGAAAAUCUUCAAUUGUUGAAUGGUGGAGAUCAGUUGCUCCUCCUCACCUCUCUUCAACAUUUGAAAAUAUGGAAUUGUCCGAGCAUUUUAUCAUUUCCCAAAGAAGGUUUUCCCACAAACCUAACAACACUUGAGAUCGGUGAUAUUAAAAUCACUCAAGCCUUGUUCGAUUGGGGGCUGGACAAAUUCACUUACCUAAAUCGACUUCAAAUUGGUGGAUGUCAGAAUUUGGUGUCCUUUCCAGAGAUGACGUUGCCUGCCUCUCUAACAAGCCUCCACAUCUCAAAAUUCUCGAAUCUGGAAUACCUGUCUUCCGAGGGCUUAAGAAAACUCACCUCUCUUAAAGAUUUGUCGAUCUAUCACUGCGAGAAGCUCACAUGUUUUCUAGAGGAUGGCCUGCCUCCUUCGCUCCUAGUGCUUAAUAUCUUUCAUUGCCAAAAGUUGAUGUCCUUACCAAAGAAUGGCCUGCCUCCCUCACUCCUAAAGCUUCGUAUCUGGGAUUGCCAAAAGUUGAUGUCCUUACCAAAGAAUGGCCUGCCUCCCUCACUCCUAGAGCUUUGUAUCCAUGAUUGCCAAAAGUUGAUGUCCUUACCAAAGAAUGGCCUGCCUCCCUCGCUACAGACACUUGCAAUCAAUCUAUGUCCUUUGCUGGAAAAACACUGCAAGAAAGAUCAGAGAGGAGAGUGGCGCAAGAUAGCUGACAUCCCUUUUGUUCUAAUUAAUGACACAUACAUUUAUGAGACAGAAACGGAGGAAUAAAUCCAAAGAGUCCCAAAAUUGAGACCCACGUUUGCUGAGAUCAUGGAUGCUUUGAAGCCAUUGCAGAAGCCAAUAAUUAGUUCUCAAGUUCCCAGGCCAAGCACAUCCACAGGCAGUGGCCAUCAGAAGGCUCUGCCAUCAAUUGCAGAAGAAGCAGGCUAGAAGAGCAAACUAUAUCAUCAUACUCUUUGUCAUUGGACUGUAAAAAUAUGGGGUGAAGUUCUAGAUUACCUUGGACAAGUCUGAGAAAGUGAUGUGUUGAUUUCUCUACAUUCAAUCCAAUUUGAGAUUGUGAUUCUUUUUUGUC
Messenger RNA from Carya illinoinensis, 4600 nucleotides. RefSeq names its product putative disease resistance RPP13-like protein 1. Bases 166 to 4293 code for a protein of 1375 amino acids. Gene Ontology annotation, molecular function: ADP binding. Gene Ontology annotation, biological process: defense response to other organism. NCBI's taxonomy places the organism in Eukaryota, Viridiplantae, Streptophyta, Magnoliopsida, Fagales, Juglandaceae. The record is from RefSeq and is a predicted model, not a curated record. The transcript has 2 exons.